Nasonia vitripennis (jewel wasp) is the source of this 3772-nucleotide messenger RNA. It is a transcript of the gene Ass, whose product is annotated as argininosuccinate synthase. The coding region runs from base 650 to 1933 and encodes 427 amino acids. The transcript is spliced from 8 exons. The record is from RefSeq and is a predicted model, not a curated record. Gene Ontology annotation, molecular function: ATP binding; argininosuccinate synthase activity. Gene Ontology annotation, cellular component: cytoplasm. Lineage: Eukaryota; Metazoa; Arthropoda; Insecta; Hymenoptera; Pteromalidae. Gene Ontology annotation, biological process: L-arginine biosynthetic process; urea cycle.
AGAGGAAUAUAACGAGUGUAGAGUAAAUGUCUUUGUUGUACAAUGUUUCGCUUUUAUUACUGUUAUUAACGACGGAUCGAUAUUAUUUUUUCAUGAGUAUUAUACUUGUAUUUAUUGCCUAAGGAAUGACAUUUACUGUAUACAACUAGCUUCCUUUUGCAAGUAUUUUUUAAUUUUUUAAUGUAUUUGUGUAAGACGAAGUUUUAUAAUUUAUCGAGACUUCUACGCGCUUGUGUAUUAAAACGUGAAUCAUGACAAGUCCACUAGCUUUUUUAAUUUUCUUGAGUCUGCUUUGGUUUUAUUGUACACCUUAACUUUAUUAAUAAAUUAUUAUAGACAAAAAGUAACCGUUGCAGUCUCUGUAUUGACUUUGUGAGUUGAGUUAUUAUUUAUUUACGUACUUUUUACUUUCAUCGAAAGGUAAGUAAAUCUCACGAUAUUCAACGGAGAUACACUUACGGUAGUAAUAUAUAAACACUUAAAAAAUCAAAAGACGAACAAUAUAAAGACGACCCGCGCAAAGAACGAUUACCUUAUACUCGAGAUUCUUUCCUGUUUAUUGCAAUCGCGAUUACGAUGAGGUUAUCGAAUCUCUCGUAAAUAGGUCACACGCGCUGUUAUACGCUUACUAUUAUCGCAGUCGGAUGCGAUGCCAGUUAAUUCUACACUUGUCAGACAAUUUGUCAAGUCGACAAUGGAGGAGGAGAGAAAAAAGGUUAUUCUUGCCUAUAGUGGAGGCCUAGAUACUUCCUGUAUUCUGCUCUGGCUCAUUGAGAAAGGCUACGAUGUCAUCGCAUACGUGGCAAACAUCGGCCAAGAUGAGGAUUUCGAAGCUGCGCGUGAGAAGGCCCUCAGCAUCGGUGCCAAAAAGGUAAUAAUCGAAGACCUCAGAGAGGCAUUCGUCACGUCGUACGUAUGGCCAGCAGUUCGUUCAGGUCUUCUUUACGAAGGCAGGUACCUUCUGGGCACGUCUCUGGCACGACCCUGCAUCAGCGAGGGUCUGAUAAGGGCAGCUCGUAGCGAAAAUGCGAUGACCAUCUCACACGGAGCUACCGGUAAGGGUAACGAUCAGGUUCGAUUCGAGCUCAGCUGCUACACUCUUCUGCCAGCUGUUCAGAUUCUAGCACCCUGGCGAGAGCCGGAAUUUUUCAACCGAUUCCAAGGUCGUCCAGAUCUUCUGGAAUACGCCAAGAAGAACAAGAUCCCUGUCUCUGCAACUCCAAAGGAGCCUUGGAGCACGGAUGCUAACCUUUUGCACAUAAGCUACGAAUCUGGAGUUCUGGAGAAUCCAGCCAACCAAGCUCCAAGUGACCUGUGCAAGAUGACGAACAAUCCACAAGAUGCUCCUGAUGAACCACUGGACGUCGAGAUUUACUUCGGCAAGGGAUAUCCGACGUUUGUUGAAAAUUUGCACACGCAUCAAGUGUACAAAUCGCCGCUGGCCAUCAUAGAGUUCCUCAACAACGUGGGUGGAGAGCACGGAAUCGGAAGGAUUGACAUCGUUGAGAAUCGAUUCAUCGGUCUGAAGUCGCGAGGAAUUUACGAGUCACCCGGAGCCAAAAUCGUUCACGAAGCUCACCAAGAUCUGGAGGUCUACUUACUGGACAAAGAAGUCUUGAGGCUCAAGUCCUACUUGGCUGAUAAAAUGUCCGAUUACGUUUACAACGGCUUGUGGUUCUCGCCUGAAUGUGACUUUGCCAGAGAAAGCAUCGCCUUGACGCAAAAAUACGUAACUGGGUCAGUUAUUGUGCGACUUUACAAAGGCAGUGUGUCCAUUGUGGCAAGGAAAAGUGACGUCUCUCUAUACAACGAAGGGCUGGUAUCGAUGGACUCCAAAGGCGAUUUCCAACCUGAAGAUGCUGGUGGUUUCAUCAGGAUCCAAGCUCUAAGGCUAAAAGAGUAUCAACGGUUCAAAGAACAACAUAAAAAAUGAUACUGCACAAUUUAUAAGAUGAAAGUUGUUUAAAUUUUUCGCAGUAAAAAUUUAAAAAUUUAAUAAAAACAUAAUCAAGUUUUGAAAAUUAACAAAAAUAACAUACCAUAUUCAAUAAUUUAUAGAAAACGUAAAUACUUGAGGAUUAGGAUCGAAUAGUACUGGAAAAGGGAGAAAAAAGCACAACUGCAGUGAAUAUACUUUCAAGUAGUUAUUAAUAAUAAUUCAAUCUUAGGAUAAUAAGCAUAUUUUUGAAGAUUAUAAUAAUAUAUACGAUAAUAUGUAAUAAGCAUUAUCUUACGGUAAUAAUAAUAAUUAUAAUCAUAAUUAUAAUAAUAGUAUACACAAAGUUUCGCUCACGCCAUAUGCUUCGCCUUUUAUAUUUUUCUUUCUCUCCCCUUUCUCUCUGCGCUAUAUCUGACUCAUAACUUAUAUAUAGGAAAGAACGACAGACAUACGAAAAUUUCGCGCGUACCUCUCAUAGAAUUUUUCUCUUCUCUCAUCUCUAUAUAAUAAUAAUAAUAAUUCUUUACACUCACACACUCGAUAUAUAAUAUUCUCUUCUCGGAUUAUCUUUCACAAUUACAUGUCAUCGACCGCACGCCAUAUAUAUAUAUUUUCGUAAUGCAACAUGCAAAAACCGCAAAUCGUAGUGUUUUUUUUCUUAGGGAUGGGUGUGGUACACGUUCUUUUGUUCGUAAAAUUUUUUUUUGAUAUCUUUUUCUUCUUUAUACGUUUAUUACGAUUAGUUAACUUGUGUACAGAGCAACACCCCAUUAUGUGUAUAGCCUUUUCGAUUAGUUUUAAACGUUUAUGUUAAUGACGUUAAUUCACUUAUUACUCGGUAGUUUUAAUUUACGACGAACGAACGUAGUUUACUUUUUAUUUAAUUUUUUUUUCGUUUAAGUAGCUGAAUUGCUUCGAUGUUGCCAAGAAAAAGGAUUGCAUACAUAUAUAACAUCGACUAUCGGGGAGACGAAUAUUUGUUUAUUCAUUAUUUUUUUUUUUUUUUUUUUACGAAUAUAUAGUCGUCGAUUGCUCUCGAAAUAAAGAAACAGAGAAACGAUCGACGCGUGUAAAAUCGAAUUAUUGCUCAAACUCUGGAUUAUAUUAGCUUAUAUCGAGAUUUAUCAAUAAACAACAUUGUUUUUUUUCAUCUAGUUCUAACAAUAAACAUUUAAAGAAAUAAUUCCACUACACGCCACUUAGUAAUUUUUUUUAUUUAUAUUCUAAACGAUCGGUCAAGCGCAAAUAUUUUUAGCUUUGUACUACCGACACUGCAACUCCUGAUAAUGGUUGCAAUCACUUACUUUAUCGUUAAAAAGAAAUAGAUAUAAAAGAAGUAUAUUUAUUAAACGAAUAAUUUAAAUUUCGUAAAAUUGUAAUAAAUGUUGUAUAAUAAUCAAAUAUUGCUUUUUUCUUUUAACGUCAAUAUUUCGUUCAAAGCAACGAAUAGUUACUUAAUUCGUUUUGAAUUUCUCAUGACUAAUAAAAAUUACAAAAAUAAAGGAACAGAAUAAAAAAAGCAUAACUAAUAAGUAAAAUAAAGGGAUCCAUACAUCACUUGCACAGCAAAUGAGAGAAAGUGAAUAAAAAAGUGAAGAAUCAUCCUUCUACUUAACAACAUCAAAGCAUCACUUUAUUUUUAAUCCAUUUAUUUAAAUUCAAUUAUUAUUUAUAUACAACCAUGUUUUUUUUUAAUUAAACGUUUCUUGUUAUUAGUAGUAUUUUUAUUUAUUUAUUAUUUUUUUUAAUAAUUAAUAUUAAGUCUGAUAAAAUUCACGUGCCAUUGAAGAUGAUGUGUGCCCAUGAUGGUUUUCAAACUUAUAUAAAAAAUUA